AUGUCUCCCGUCUGGCUGGGCAGCGACUACGUAGUUUUCACCCGGAAUAUGCCCCAGCGGCUAUGUCAUCGCGACCACCUCGAAAAACAUGGCAGGGACUAUGACGGAGACUGUCGCAACAUGCUGGAUGUUAAUUCAAACACGUACUCCAUUCGACCGAGCGCAACGUCGACAGAGUCCUGGUGGGCGACUGAGUUGUGUGCCUGGGGACCUCCGACGGACGCUGCGACGAGCUAUACCUACACGUCGAUCGGCACGGACGGGCGGGAGACGAGUAAACCUGGUACUAUGAGGAGCCCAGGCUCGUUCAAUGCUUAUGGUGUGGAGGUUCGAUGGCAGUCAACUGAUUUCACCAGCCCGCCAGCUACCAGGGCCGUGACCACCACACAAGCUACGCCAGCUGAGACACAAAGCUCUACAGGAGAUUCAUCCAGCCUCAGCACGGGCGCGAAAGUGGGCAUCGGCCUGGGUGUCACUGCCGGGGUGGUUUUAGCAACGGCCCUUGCGCUGGGCUUAUUAUGGUCCCGGCGACGAAGACGCCAACAGCCCAAUGCGACGCACGAUCAGCCUGGGAAUUCCGAUUACAGUGAACUGGCUGAAUUGCCAGGCACAAGGCAUAGACCACUCACUUAUGAAAAGGCAGAGUUACCUGCCGAUUCUGCACGAAGUCAGACAAGACGAUUUGAGCUGGACGGGGAAAGGUCUACAUGA
Molecule: messenger RNA, 711 nt
Organism: Aspergillus lentulus
Lineage: Eukaryota; Fungi; Ascomycota; Eurotiomycetes; Eurotiales; Aspergillaceae
Source: RefSeq, a predicted model, not a curated record